Messenger RNA from Gekko japonicus, 5599 nucleotides. It is a transcript of the gene POF1B, whose product is annotated as premature ovarian failure, 1B. Gene Ontology annotation, cellular component: adherens junction; actin filament; bicellular tight junction. Lineage: Eukaryota; Metazoa; Chordata; Lepidosauria; Squamata; Gekkonidae. The transcript has 25 exons. Gene Ontology annotation, molecular function: actin filament binding. Bases 1 to 2700 code for a protein of 899 amino acids. Gene Ontology annotation, biological process: bicellular tight junction assembly; actin filament organization; epithelial cell morphogenesis. The record is from RefSeq and is a predicted model, not a curated record.
AUGGAGGAGCAGGUUCAUAGCUUGGGGGCGCUACUAGAUCCUGGCCUACGGUUGAAGGCUCAGGUCUCCUCCAUGGCCCGUAGCGCUUUCUAUCAGCUCCAGCAGGAUCACCCUUCCAACCACCCGGAGGACACCGAGGAACGAGAAGUGGAAGAGCCCUUCUGCACGCCAGGGAUACAGACGAGGAUCAACAAGUCGGAAGCCUUGCAGCAAGUGCAGGAAGAUUCAGAAGCAAUCCGGGGCACAUACGCCCACUGCUUCAGCCUGUCGCUGAUGAGCAACAGUGUGGAUGAGAGCGUCCAGCAUCGCCAAGCAGCCUUUAAGGGUGCGUGCAGCUCAGCCCAGUCAGCUCCUGUUUCCUGGGGUGCACGAGCAGCAGCCGAGGAAGGCCUCCAGAGGAUGCUGCGGGAGGACCCGUCUGCUGGCCAUCUGGUGGGCCUCCUUGAACUUCUGGGCUACUCCCUGCGGAGCAGACAGGUGGCUGUGAGAGCCAGUGCCCUCUCUCUCGGCAGCUCCCUCCUGCAGCAUGCCAGCCAUCUGCCCUCCUUCGAGAUGCCUGAUGAUGCUGCCCUGGGUCACCUGAUGGUGCAGCUGGCCGUCUCCCUGGUUGACUCCGAAGCCAGCCUCUGGGCACAGGCCAGGGAGACCCUGAACCAGCCGCACAGCAUGCUCCUGUGCCAUCUGGUGCGGCAGUUUUCUAAGGCUUGGGAGGAUACUCUCCACCUGAUUCAAGUGGGUGAGGAGGACAACAUUAAGCAAAGCCUUUCUGCCCUCCUGUACAACCUGUGGCGGGGCAGAGAGGUCCCCCCGGAAGUCCGGGCGCUCCUGCCGAAGACAGAAGAGACGGGGCGGCCGCGGUCCGCCUUCGCACCGUCGCGCUUCCGCCUGCUUCUCCGUCUGCCCGGGGGCGGCGUGGCCCCUGGGCUCCUCCCGGCUUCCCGCGCUCCUCCUCGGCGGCCUCCCCGCUGGAGCGGUGCCCGGGGCGGAGCCGGCGCAGCGGGCUCGGGCCAGCAGCAGCAGGCCUGCCCGGCGCCCCCCAUGCUGCCCCGCACCCGCCAGAGCCGCCCCGCCCCGCUGCCCCUGCAGUGCCCUUUCCCGGAGCAGACCCAGGACGGCGGCGGCGGCGGCACCGUGGUCUACGAGCGCGUCCGCACCUACAGCAGCCCCGGCGGGAGACGCGUGCAGCUCCUGGACCCGCCCAACUGCUGCCCGGCCCGGGCGCCCUCCCCCGCCGACAGCACCCCCGGCUACCAGCACGUCAUCUGGAGCAGCGACCCGCCCGUGCAGCAGGAAGUCCAGUCUCCAUCUUUGAAACUGUCCCCAUAUUCCCAGGGCACUGUCCGGAGGAUUAUAUUAGAGAAUCCUGAACAGGAGCCAUUGUCUCCACUUCUAAGAGGGGGAAAUAAUGUGAUAAUUGAAAAAACAGUAAGAAAGUAUGAGCUGCUAAAUCCAGAGCAGGAGAAACAGUACCAGUAUGCCCAGCAGCACACGCAGUCCGACCAAUAUCAAGUCAACCAGCCAGUGGAACAUGUUACGGUGGUCCAGCAGUGCCAGCAGACUCAGACGGGCAGCCCGUGUGACGUGACUCCUAUUCGCGUCAAUGAUGGUGGAAACAACACUGUGAGGAGAGUCACCGUUCAGACCUGUGACCCGGUGAUGAGCAUCCCAGAAACAAAUGACCAGGUGGACUCCCGCUACUUUGGCGAACUCCUUGCAGAGUUGAACCGCAAAAGCAACGAUCUUUACAGCUGUUUGCUCCAGCAUGUUGAAAAGCUAGGAGGAAGGAGAUAUGAAAUUGAAUCUUAUACUGAAUCAGAAGAUAUUGAGAGUUUGAUUCCUAGAGGGCUUUCAGAAUCAACCAAGCAGCAAAUCCGUUACCUCUUGCAGAUGAGAGUGACAGCAGAUAAGUCUAUGAGAUUGGUCCUUGCCACGUUCAGCAACCUUCGAGAGGAGCUGCUCCAUCUCCAGGAUGACUUAGGGAAAUUAGAAACUGACAAGACGUUACUUGAGAAGGACCUGGCCUUCAAAGAGAGUCAAGUGAGGGAGUACGAAACGCUCCUGGCGUCCGUGCGAGAGAAUAAUCGCCUGCAGCAGAAAGCCCUCCGAGAGUCUACUCUCAAGUGCCGCUCACUGGAAGAACAGCUCAUCUCUCUCCGGCACAACGAUGGGGACAAGGAAUUCCGGCUGAAGGAUCUGGAAUACAGCAAACGAGCUCUGGAGCAAGAAGUCCAAAACCUCCGGCUCCAGGUUUCGUCGAACCCCCUGAUUCAGACCACAACCGACGAACUGUCCAGCCGCUACGUGGAGAUGAUCAAUCAGCUCCGGGAGGAUAAAGACCGGCAGAUCCGCAACCUGAGAUCUCAGUUAUGCGAUUUCCAGAAGGAUAUUUCAAAGAAAGAGGGGACGGAUGUUGACCUCCAAAUGCGACUCCACGAGUUGAACUUGAGGCUGGAAGAGAAGGAGGCUUGGAUUAAGCAGCAGGAAGAGGAAAUCUUCAGGUUGAAGCAAGAGAAAUUAGCAGGCAACUCAUCCCAAGGAAUAACGAAGACCGUCAUCACUAAAAAGUACAGGAACCAGUAUCCCAUUCUGGGGCUCUUGUCUGAUGACUACAAAGUUACAUCCCCUGUCAAAGAAUCACGGACAAUUGUAAUUGAAAAAACUGGAGAAAUGUGGAAGCAGGAAUCCUUUACUUCCGAUUAAAGAACUGCUUGCUUCUUUCAGGAAUGAACAAGCCCCCCCCAGGACAAGUUCCCAGCUGCUCAGAGGAGUUAAACAGUCAAAGGAAUGUUGUUGUUUUAUUCUUCCCUUCUGCUGUUUGUUUUUUUCCUUUUCCAUUCACAAUUCAAGACUGAAACUUAAAACCAGCCAGGGUUUGGUGGGGGGGGAGCAUUCUCAGCACCCUGCAAGAUGUAAUAGAUUUAGCUUGACCUCAGUGCUUGCGGUCAAUACAUAUGUGGCUUUUUAGGCCGUUGGCCUGCCAACGUCACUCCUCGGUUGAGGAAUACCUAAACAUCUUUCUACAAAAUUUUUAUUAUCCCUACCUUCAUGGGAUUUGGGGCGCCAUGCAGGAUUCUCCCCUCUUCUGUGUUAUCUCAGCAGCCCUGUGAGGGGAGGGGAGGCGACAAGAGAGAGUGACUGGCCCAGUGAGUAUCGUGGCAGAGGGGGGGAUUUGAACCCCAAGUCUGCCAGGUCCUAGUCUGACACUCCAGCUGCUACACUAAGGUGGGUCUCAUGUCUGCCAUGGAAAUCGGGAAGGUGUUGAGGCAAAACAUCCUGCCCGUCGGGAGGCACGAGAGCCCACAGCCAGGCCUGCUUGCCCUUCCUGUUGAACCCCAGGCACUUUCGCACACGUGAAAUAAUGCCGUUUCAAUCCACUCCAGUGACCGUUUGCAAGUGGAUUUUGCCAUUUCACACAGUACAAUCCAGUUGCAAAGUGCAUCGGAGGUGGAUUGAAAGUACGUUAUUUAGUGCAAGUGAAAGCGCGCCCCGUGAGCAAAGCACUCCUCCCUGAAGGAAAGACCAGUAGGCGCAGGAAAAGGCGGUCUGCCAGGCUUGAUCAGAAUAUAGUUUGAAAUUCACUGCAAUAGACCAUGUCUGCCUGGGCAUUCCCCAACCUCCCCCCCCCCCAUAAAAUCAUGGCAUCCUUCAAAAACAAGACACACAUUUAUGAGAGUAACUUAAUUUUAGGAGUUUGGCUGCUCUUUUUUCCUCCCCUCUCGGUUUUUCAAAAAAAAAAGUGUCCCAAUUCUGAAAUUUUGUCCUGCUUACCAGCUGGUAAUCUCUGUUCUUGUCCCAUUAUUAUGUACAGGCAAAAUGGAUGAUGAAACAGCCAAGCUUAGGUUGCAGGUGGUAGACCUGUUCUCUUUAAAAAUAGCAUUCAAAAGCAUUUUAAAAAACCCCAUUAAGCAAGUCACGGUCAGGGAUCCCUUCAGGAAGUGCUGGGAAGGUCACUCCUUCAGCUUGCCCCAUCCAAAAAGUAUAGGAUAACGGGCACAUGGUGAGCAAGUGGUUUGCUUAAGGCAGAGCACUUGUGGUCACAGCUGAUCUGUACCUAUGCUAACUGUGCCUUUAAGGUCCACUGAUUCUCUAGAUUGCAUUCUGAAGUGGAAAAUUUGAGAGGUACGGAAACACAUUUGGGGCAUUUUUCUGUAACACUCCCUUGUUACUGUAUCUGGGCUUACUGCUGCCAUUUCCCAUUGUGCCAACAAGUGCAGAACAUAGAAUAUGGAAUUCGCACAUCACUGUCUGAAAGCCACAUUAGAUUAACAAGAAGGGGGGGGUUGUAAAAGAGAAGUAAGGCUGUACUUUGGAGAGGUGGAGUAGGUACCUGUGAAAGGAUUGCCUGUCUCAACCUCAGCAAGGCACAGUGUUUCUGGGGGGAACUGAGCCUUCAAUAGAAUAUUGCUGACUUUGUUUUUCCACUGGAGAUGCUAGAAUUUUUGAUUGUAUGCCAAUUCUUACUGUGCAUAUAGACGUUCUCUUUCACACCCCAAUGACCAGAAAACAAAAUCUAGCACAAAUACUUCCUACGUGUGUUGGAGUGAGACAGGUGUGUGAAUCGCCAUGUAGAGCUGGUACACUGGAGACUUUACUGGAUAUUAUACUGAGUUUUCCAAGUUACUGAAAUUUACAUGGAAAUUAAAUUUUCAAAGUGGUGGAUGGUUUCUUUUAUGUGGGAAAGCGUAAAGUGAGAAAUAGCUUGGGGCCAAUUCUGCUACUCAUAGGUGAGCGCAACUGCCAGUUCAUUAUACAAGGAACUUGCUUUUUAGGUGUGGGAUCACAGGCUGUUCCUUGGUGGUUUCUGCUGUAUCGGGUGGGGGCGGACCAACCAAAUGAAGAGGUUUUGGGCUUGCUUAAUAGAUUUGAAAGAUAAUCAGAGUUUUAGGUCAGCCCUUUAUACCACUGGUAGCCCACCAAGCUAAAUGAAGUAACACUCCACCAGCCGAAAGCUGUUGCUUGUUAGCUGAGUGACAGCCCCCAUUUUUUGCCCUUCAAAGUAAGUAUAUCUAACUGCUGGUGGCCUGCUACACUUAGCUAGUGGUGUGGCCUUCAGCCUGGCUCAAAUUGUGCAGGCAUCUUUACAGGUAAAAGGGUUGGGGUGGGGAGAGUCUGCACCCAAUAGUGAAACCGAAGGAAAAAGAGGAUGUGUGCAACCAUGACCCCUUUUUAAGCUUCUAACUGGCCCACCUUGGAUAUUCUAUAACCUAUCGAAAAGAAUGUUUCAUCCCAACAUUUUCUUAGCGUAAGGCUUGCUUCUCUUCUUUUGGUUUCAUUGUGUGCCUUCCAGGUGAAAUCGGAGCAGCUGAACUGCACUUGUACGCAAAGCAAGUUAUUGGAAUGAAUGAAACCGAGACAAGCCUCCUGCUACUCUUGCCGUAAUUGCCACAGGGACGUGGGCAGUUGUUGUUAGGGUUGUGCAGCUAGACGCAAUUGUGGGGUAUGCAGCUGCAACAUGUCGGGUUGUCAGGUGGUUCUUAAGGAUUUGCUUUACAUAUGCGUUUUAAUCCUAUACUGUCCGUUUCUAUACUGAUAAACCCUUGACCAGUUUACCAGUUCAGACACGGCUGUAUCGUUAAGUGAAAUAAAGAUCUUAAUAAGC